CUCUUCAAUUGCAUUUUGUUUUUCUGAGAGGGAGGGAGAGACAGAGGACGCCUUUCUCUCUCUAUAAACACGUACGCGAUAUAUAUAUAUAUAUAUAUAUAAAUUAGCUCUAUAUAUACAUACAUAUAUACGUACAUACAGGCGUUUGUUGAUAUACCGAAGAAACAAAGGUGUCAAACUUGUUCUGAUAAUUACAGCCAUGGCUGCCGAGACCUACACCGACAAAAACGCCGUUUUCCGCAAGCUCCGAGCGAAGUCCGAGAAUAAGAUGUGUUUCGAUUGCAACGCGAAGAACCCGACUUGGGCGUCUAUUACUUAUGGGAUCUUCCUAUGCAUUGAUUGUUCGGGGGUUCAUCGAAGCCUCGGCGUGCACAUCAGCUUCGUCAGGUCCACGAGUAUGGAUACAUGGACUCCUGAGCAGUUGAAAAUGAUGUGCUUUGGUGGAAAUAACCGUGCUCACGUUUUCUUCAAACAGCAUGGAUGGACUGAUGGAGGCAAGAUUGAGGCCAAGUAUACUUCAAGAGCUGCCGAGUUAUACAGGCAGUUACUUGCAAAAGAAGUUGCUAAAAGCAAUGCAGAAGAGGCAGGCCUACCUUCAUCACCUGUUGCUUCUCAGUCAUCGCGGCCUAAUGGAUUGUCUGAUAUUAACAUCACUGAAGACCCAAAAGAAGGUCCUCUGGAUGAUGUGCCAAAGGAAAGUUCUUUCGUCAAAAGUGGAGCCCCUGAGGUUUCUGGUUCACCAAGAGCCUCUCAAAAAGUUGCAUCUAUGACUGUGAAGAAGGCUCUUGGUGCCAAAAAACCUGGGAAGACAGGAGGUCUAGGUGCUAAAAAGCUUACUACCAAGUCUAGUGAAAGCUUGUAUGACCAGAAGCCUGAAGAGCCACCUGUACAAGUUUCUUCUGGCAACUCUUCAACCAAUAGCGCCCCUGCAGUUGGUUCAUCAUUUGCCUCUCGCUUUGAGUAUACAGAAAAUGGUCAACCUACUGAUACGAGUUCUGGAGGUGCUCGUGUUGUUACUCACGUAUCACCUCCAAAGGCAUCAGAUUUCUUUGCUGAAUAUGGCAUGGACAGCGGCUUCCCAAAGAAGAGUAGCUCAAGCUCGUCAAAAGUUCAAGUUGAGGAGACCGAUGAAGCAAGGAAGAAAUUUUCUAAUGCAAAAUCUAUAUCAUCAGCCCAGUUCUUUGGUGAUCAAAGCAAGUCUGGUGAUUUGGAGGCUUCAGUUUCCUUGCAAAAAUUCACAGGGUCAUCAUCUAUCUCUAGCGCUGAACUCUUUGGUCACAAUUCAAGUUCUUCUAUUGACCUCACAGCAAGUGAACUCAUUAAUAAGCUGUCUUUCCAGGCACAGCAGGAUAUCUCCUCUCUUAAGAAUAUUGCAGGAGAAACUGGGAAGAAGAUAAGCUCCCUUGCAUCCACUUUAUUAACAGAUCUUCAGGACAGAAUCCUCUGAUAGAAUAUAACUGUACUUUACAUGAAAACAAGGUUGUUGCCACCUGCCCCUAUUCUUAUGUAGUUUUAGUUUAUGUAAAAAGGAGCACUCUUUCAGAGAGACUAUAUGAGGACUGAAACUCAAAAGUUUAAGAUAUUUUGGUGUUAUUUGCUUCACUUGCAAAAAUUGAUUCAAAAAGUCAAA
Sesamum indicum (sesame) is the source of this 1630-nucleotide messenger RNA. RefSeq names its product putative ADP-ribosylation factor GTPase-activating protein AGD9. Gene Ontology annotation, biological process: COPI coating of Golgi vesicle. Lineage: Eukaryota; Viridiplantae; Streptophyta; Magnoliopsida; Lamiales; Pedaliaceae. The record is from RefSeq and is a predicted model, not a curated record. Gene Ontology annotation, molecular function: GTPase activator activity.